UCCCCAUCAACUGCGGAGAAUAACAACGUUCGGAAGCGGAUUUUUUUUUUUACUAUCUUAAACCCCAUCUUUUAUCAUAAACAGAUGAUGGAUAUUGGUGUUGUGUAAUAUGAUGGCUCUUACGGGAGACGAAGACAUACCUCAGAAGAAGGUUGUCUUACCAAAGGCUCUUCAUGAUCUGGAGAAAGUUGGUGACCUUCCCAAGAAACAGGAGAGAUGGAAUACGAAUGAGGAGAUUGCAUUCUGGUUGACCCAGUUUGACAAGCAUAAUCAAUGGCUAGCAUCGACGGUGAAGAUCAGGGCGGAGAGUGGGAGUUUGUUCCUGUACAAUCGGAAGAAGGUCAAAUACAGGAACGAUGGAUACCUAUGGAAGAAAAGAAAAGAUUGCAAGACAACAAGGGAGGAUCACAUGAAACUCAAAAUCAAAGGAGUGGAUUGUCUCUAUGGAAACUACGUUCACUCGGCCAUCAUCCCGACAUUUCACAGGAGAUGCUACUGGCUUCUACAGAACCCUGACAUCAUCCUUGUUCAUUACCUGAAUGUCCCGGUCACCGAGGAUCGUAAGCUGACCUUGGAAUCCUUGACCAAUGGCUCUUUGAUUGACUUGCCACAGCAUGAUGGUUCCAACUGGUCAACAGAAGACCUCAUCAAGCAGAUCACUCCAAUGUUACAUGGAUACCAGAUACAGCUCAAUGGAUCCCAAGAGCUAACACCCUCUGACUCUGCUGAAGUGAUAGCCAAGUAUCUCUUGCAUGGGCACCGUCAGGAUAACAACAGUGAUUCUAGGAACUGUAGCUGUUUAGACUGUACAACGCUCAGGAUCAUGGCCCAAGUUCCACCCAGUCCUGCAGGUUCUUGUAGCAGCCAGUCUUCAUCCAUCGCAUCCACCAGCCACGGGUCUAUCCAUUUUGUGGACAACACCACCAAGCCAUGCAGCAACCACAAUACGUUGUCCAACGCCGUGUCAAACAAGGUGAAGAUGGACGACAGUGGCAACAUCAACUUGUUGAUUGUGGUAGCGAACCAAAACAAUGCUGGCAACAAACUCCAGGUGAAGAGUGUUGCUCCUGUGGACUCUUCGCAGAAUAUAUCUGAGGUCCUCAAAGGACUUGGCAAUGUGCAAUGUGUGUCUGAUGUCACAGCGAACAGUAGGGCUUCAUCUGAGGUCAAUGCCGAAGCAAGCAGAAAUGAAAUAAAUGGACAUUUUCACAAUCAAUCGUUUAUGUCUUCACCGAUGACCCCUAACGGCUCGCAAGGAAGAGUUCCUUUUACGGCCCACCAAUUACAGGCCUGUGAUCCCCAAUGCUCGGCUUUUCAAGAGAACCCCAAUGUAGUGAACCAGAUGCCUUCAUUUAUUCACCAAGGUAAUGGACCACAUAUAUGCCAUCAACAAAAGCUCCAAGAGCAGCAGAGACAUUCCACAGGACAACCUAUCAGACAGCAGUCCUCAGAACAAGCUGGGACACAGGCUUCUCUGCCAGGACCCUCGCACCAAGGUCGAAGCAUCCUUAGGUCUCCUCAGUUGAUAGUGUCAUCACCGCAAUUGUUCCCGAGUCAGCAAGCGCAUCAGGUGCCACAGCUCUUGUCAACUGGAAGUCAACAGUGCAAUCCUUUCAAUUUAUCCAGAGAUACAAUGGAGUCAAUAAGAUUGGGAAACCAAGGUAUUACAGCUAGUACACCUCCAGCUACCGCUGUUCAUUCUGUAAAUUCAGUGCAGGAUUCAGGUACAUUCAAAGUGCCAGGAGUUAGGUUGCCAGCAGAAAAUAGACAUGUUGGUUCAGUAGGUACUCCUCAGUUGAUUCUCCAGCAAGUGCCCUCAAAUUCCUCACGAAAACCCCCUAAUUUUAUUCUCAAGGCCUCUGAGCCAAAAGCAGGCGAAACACCAAAGUUCAUUCUCAAACCUGCUGAAGGCACAGCCUCAAUGACAGCACAAGGCUUAGCUUCCCCUCAGUUCAUCCUAAAGGCUGUGAAUUCUGGAGAUGCUGGCAAUCCCCAGAUUGGCCGAGCCUCACCACAGACAUCUAACACUUCAACAAUCCUUGCAAGUAGUGGCUCUCCAAACAAUCUACUCCAACAGUCUGAAUCAAACCCAUCAUUGCUUCAGAUGGUAGCUGAUGCAAACAUUGUAGCUGCAGAGACAAGAACUUCUUUUUUGGAAGGAACAUCUGAGUUUUCAUCAAAUUCAGAAAAGUCAAAUUCCAUUUGGGUUGGGCAGAAUAGAGAUAACCAGCAUAACCAGACAAUGCAAAAAAUGGCUAACAGUCAUAGUGGACAGCUAAAGAUUACUGGGCAGGAAUCACAGGAGUUGCGGGAAUUGGUGAAUGGAGACCCUAAGCUUAAGACUUUGGAGAAUCGAUUCAGAGACCACCGUAGUGACCUUGUCAUGCUCCCAGAGAGAGUGCAGGAACACUAUCUUCAAACACAGACAGAUGCAAGAGCAAGUAAAGAACAAAGGAAUCCUCAAGAUAAUAGUCUAUUUAUAUCCCAACAAAGCUCAGUCUCAAAAGCCCAUCUUCAGAAAAUCCAAAGAAGUGAAAAGGACACUGCAGAUCCCGCGCACAUGCCCCAAGAAGGCACUCUUCCUCAGGAUACAAGUCCUAGUCGGAUAGACAUCACUUACCAGCACUCCGUAAACAGCAGCAAUCUAUACUGCCAGAAUGAAAACUCUGAAUUUCCCACCCUGUCUGAGUUCAAUGCCAUGGAUCAGGAUGGAAACUUUAGCCACAGUGACCAGAAUUCUGUCCUUUCUGAUCUUCUGUCUGCUAGUGGCUCUUUCCAUAACUCCUUAGGGCCAACCGAUCCUGGGCACGACUUCACUAAGUCUGGUAGUGCUACAUCAGAUCUCGGUUCCCUCCCCAGUCCUUCCAACAUCGAGCUGGACCUUGAUACCUUUGAGCUCAUGGAGAGCCCGCUUCCAGAACUUGGAGGUGCUCUGCUGACUUCAUCCAGUCCCAAUGCUAGUCUGGACGACUUCAACCAUGGCACCAACCAAGAGCAGCCGGCACCCCUGCAGAACAAUCAUGAUGGAAGGCAACAGGAUUUAGCUGGUGAAGACCAUUCCGGAGAACACCUCUGUGAGAUCACCGACUUCUCACCAGAUUGGUCGUACACUGAGGGUGGAGUGAAGGUCUUAGUGACAGGGCCCUGGCAGUCCACUCAGGAUGUUUAUAGCUGUAUCUUUGACCAGACCAGUGUAGCAGCUGCACUUGUACAGACUGGUGUCCUACGCUGCUAUAGUCCAGCCCAUGAAGCAGGGAAAUGUGCGCUUCAUGUAACCUGUAACGGACUGCUAAUCUCCAAGCCCCUCACGUUUGAAUACAGAGCACGUAGCAACCAGUCGGUCGCGUCGUCACAUGACUGGCUUUCUCUAGAUGGUAAGUGUCCAACCAUUGAUAUCCUCCAGAUGACUCUAGUCUACUGA
Lytechinus variegatus (green sea urchin) is the source of this 3421-nucleotide messenger RNA. RefSeq lists its product as uncharacterized. The record is from RefSeq and is a predicted model, not a curated record. Lineage: Eukaryota; Metazoa; Echinodermata; Echinoidea; Temnopleuroida; Toxopneustidae. Gene Ontology annotation, cellular component: nucleus. The coding region runs from base 110 to 3421 and encodes 1103 amino acids. Gene Ontology annotation, biological process: regulation of transcription by RNA polymerase II. The transcript has 11 exons. Gene Ontology annotation, molecular function: transcription coregulator activity; double-stranded DNA binding.